Cinara cedri is the source of this 394-nucleotide messenger RNA. Lineage: Eukaryota; Metazoa; Arthropoda; Insecta; Hemiptera; Aphididae. The record is from the annotation of a GenBank genome assembly.
AUGUAUGACUCGGAUGCCGAUCGUGGAUCCACCACCACCAUCACCACCCGCCUAAGCCAUCCGUUAAAAGAAGACUGGCCACCGCCGCCGUUGACCGCCGGUUUCCGCGCCACUGCAAUGGUAGGUGAACCGAUAACUUUACGACGAAAACCUCGUUCGGUAAAAUGUUGCAAUGUCAGACGUGCCGUUAGUGAACGACGACGGUCCGUUAUGCAACUUGACAACCGUCGGGUGCAGUCGUAAAAACGCAUUCAAUGGCCACACGUUUAAUUCGGGAGUCAGACGCCAUUGGAAUUUACGCGAUAACGGCCAAAACGGAAAUCACUACGGUAAAAAUGUCCCGGCCGUAGGAAAACGAGGUGUAAUGAAAAACAAUUUUAAUGUUUGUUUAUAG